AUGUUUGGAGGACGUAGGGCGCCGAAGAAUAUUGACAACUCCAAGUACUAUGAGAUUCUUGGAGUUUCCAAGAAUGCUUCACCUGAAGAGAUCAAGAAGGCUUACAAGAAAGCCGCCAUCAAGAACCAUCCUGACAAGGGCGGAGAUCCUGAAAAAUUCAAAGAGUCGGCUCAGGCUUAUGAGGUUCUGAGUGACCCGGAGAAGCGUGAAAUAUAUGAUCAGUAUGGUGAGGAUGGACUCAAUGACAGAUUUCAAGGAAGCCCACAUGACAUCUUCUCGUCUUUCUUUGGUGGUGGCAGCCCAUUUGGAGGCAUGCCGGAUUGUAGUAGCAGAGGAAGGAGACAGAGACGUGGAGAAGAUGUGAUUCGCCCACUGCAUGUCUCUUUGGAAGACCUAUAUCUUGGAACCUCGAGAAAACUUUCGCUGUCUCGCAAUGUGUUGUGCUCCAAGUGCGAAGGCAAGGGGUCAAAAUCCGGAGCCACGGCCAAGUGCCGAGGUUGCCGAGGAACUGGUAUGAAGGUCACUACUAGGCAUAUUGGACCCGGUAUGGUUCAACAGAUGCAGCAUGCUUGCAAUGAAUGCAACGGUACCGGAGAGACCAUCGGCUACAAGGAUCGCUGUGGACAGUGCAAUGGAGAGAAGGUUUUUCAGGAGAAGAAGGUCUUGGAAGUCCAUGUGGAGAAGGGUAUGCAAAAUGGACAGAAGAUCACAUUUUCUGGUGAAUCUGAUGAAGCUCCUGACACAGUCACUGGUGAUUUAAUUUUCGUCCUUAAACAGAAGGAACAUUCAAAGUUCAAGAGAGAGAUGGACGACCUUUACGUGGAGCACUCUUUGUCACUCACAGAGGCUCUAUGUGGUUUUGAGUUUGUGCUGAACCAUUUGGAUGGCAGGAAGCUACUUAUUAAAUCAAACCCAGGUGAAGUUGUGAAGCCUGGUUCGUUUAAGGCUGUAAAUGAUGAGGGUAUGCCAAUGCACCAGAGGUCAUUCAUGAAGGGCAAGCUGUUCAUUCAUUUCUCAGUGGAAUUCCCUAAAACUCUGAGCCUUGAGAAGGUCAAGGCUUUGGAAGUUGUUCUUCCGUCAGAUGCAUCGUCUCAGAAGCUGAAAGAUAUGGAAUUGGAUGAGUGUGAGGAGACGACUCUGCAUGAUGUGAACAUGCAUGAGGAGAAGAGGAGGAAACAGCAACAGGCGCAUUCAGAGGCCUAUGAGGAAGACGACAUGCCUGGUGGUCAGAAGGUGCAGUGUGCACAACAGUGA
Molecule: messenger RNA, 1254 nt
Organism: Argentina anserina (silverweed cinquefoil)
Lineage: Eukaryota; Viridiplantae; Streptophyta; Magnoliopsida; Rosales; Rosaceae
Product: dnaJ protein homolog
Exons: 1
Coding region: 1-1254 (417 amino acids)
Biological process (GO): protein refolding; response to heat
Cellular component (GO): cytoplasm; cytosol
Molecular function (GO): ATP binding; Hsp70 protein binding
Source: RefSeq, a predicted model, not a curated record